CUACCCCGCCUCCGCAUCCCCUCCGGCGCCAGCUUCCAGAAAGCUCCCGGUGAAUUCCACAGCAUUCUUUGGGCGUGAGUCAUGCAGGUUUGCAGCCAGCCCCAAAGGGGGUGUAGACGAGACAGAGCGCUAUAAAUACGCGCGCCUCACGGUGCUCACCACGCGGUGUCGCCAGGAGCUGCGCACGGUCGCCGGGCGCCGCUGACCGAGGCCUGCUGGGAUUCCAGAAUUGGAGAGGGAGGCGCCAUGAAGACUGUCCUGCUGCUGGUGGGGCUGCUGCUGACCUGGGAGAAUGGACGGGUUCUGGGAGACCAGAUGGUCUCAGACACAGAGCUCCAGGAAAUGUCCACCGAGGGGAGUAAGUACAUUAAUAAGGAAAUUAAAAAUGCUCUCAAGGGGGUGAAACAGAUAAAGACCCUAAUAGAACAAACAAACGAGGAGCGCAAAUCACUGCUCAGCAACUUGGAAGAAGCCAAGAAGAAGAAAGAGGAUGCCCUAAAUGAUACCAAGGAUUCGGAAACGAAGCUGAAGGCGUCACAGGGGGUGUGCAAUGACACCAUGAUGGCCCUCUGGGAGGAGUGUAAGCCCUGCCUGAAACAGACCUGCAUGAAGUUCUACGCCCGCGUCUGCAGAAGCAGCUCGGGGCUGGUUGGCCACCAGCUUGAGGAGUUUCUGAACCAGAGUUCUCCCUUCUACUUCUGGAUUAAUGGCGACCGCAUCGACUCCCUGCUGGAGAAUGACCGGCAGCAGACUCACGCCCUGGACGUCAUGCAGGACAGCUUCAACCGGGUGUCCAGCAUUAUGGAUGAGCUUUUCCAGGACAGAUUCUUCGCCCGUGAGCCCCAGGACCCUUACCGCUACUCACCCUUCAGCUCAUUCCAGAGGAGGCCUUUCUUCUUCAAUCCCAAGUCCCGCUUCGCCCGGAACAUAAUGCCUUUCCCUGGUUACCAACCCUUGAAUUUCCACAACAUAUUUCAGCCCUUCUUUGACAUGAUACAUCAGGCUCAGCAGGCCAUGGAUGUCAACCUGCAUAGAAUCCCUCACUUCCCAAUGGAAUUCACAGAAGAAGAGAACCAGGACGGCGCCGUGUGCAAGGAGAUCCGUCACAACUCCACUGGGUGCCUGAAGAUGAAGGACCAGUGUGAAAAGUGCCAGGAGAUCUUGUCUGUGGGUGAGUCGGGGAACCUUCGAUCCCUGGUACCUCACCGGGGCUCCCUUUAUGGGGUCAGGCACAUGGGACUUGAAAUUCCAGCUCUGCUGACUUCUAGCUGUGGCACUGGGGGGAGAGGGGGUCCUUGGCCCUGCUCCAUGUGGGCCCUCAUCUGUAGACAAGGGCUAAGAGGUAGGGUUGUCCCUGAAAUUGGGAGACAUCUUUUUUUGAUUUCCCCAGCUACUCUCUUCCCAAGGGCCGUGCCGGGUAGACCUCCCUAUUUUUUUCUGCAGAUGAUGGAUUUUUAGAUAAUAUGUAUUCUG
This is a messenger RNA of Leptonychotes weddellii (Weddell seal), 1473 nucleotides long. The record is from RefSeq and is a predicted model, not a curated record. Lineage: Eukaryota; Metazoa; Chordata; Mammalia; Carnivora; Phocidae.